AUGGCUGUGGAGGCCCACUACGCCAAGGUCGAGGCAUCGGGCAAGAGGAAGCCGUUCGGGAUCGUGCUGUCCCACCGCUACGUCGGCAACGAGCCGACCCUCGCCGGACUCAAGGGCGUCGACCGGCUGGUGGCCGACGCCAUCGGGUCGGUGCGCUGCGUGCAGCUCCUGCCGGUGCUCGUCUACCGCCACCUCGUGACGGAUAAAUGGGAGUGCGACCCCGAAAGCGAGGCCGACGUCGUGGCCUUCACCCCCGCUGACCUGCGCUACGCCAUGGACCCCAAGGCCAACCCCCGGCCUCCGCGCAUCAAGACGCACACCUGUGUCGGCGUGGAACACAGAGCCUGGCUGGCGCCAACUACACGGGCAACACAGCCUCCCCAGACCAUCGGCUGCAUCUACUUCAGCGCCGCCCUGCUCAUCGGCAGCCCGCUCGCCUCGCCCGAGGAGGCCAUCACCGAAGAACCAGCGCCGUGA
Acanthamoeba castellanii str. Neff is the source of this 477-nucleotide messenger RNA. RefSeq lists its product as uncharacterized. The record is from RefSeq and is a predicted model, not a curated record. Bases 1 to 477 code for a protein of 158 amino acids. Lineage: Eukaryota; Discosea; Longamoebia; Acanthamoebidae. The transcript is spliced from 2 exons.